CGGGCGGAUAGAGUCUCACUCCAGGCUGGCAGUAACACAAUUUGAAAAGGUUCACGGAGGGAAACCGACAGAUCCAAAACAAGGAAUAUCUGUGUUUCUAUUGAUUGCAAAGUACAUGUAUGGUCGUGUAAUGUCGAAUAAGCCCGAUUUAACUAGUUUGAGCUGUAUGCCGUCAGUUCCUGUGUGCGCUGUGUGGAUGGUAUAACGUCUCCACGGUAGCGUAUAGCGGAUAGGUAAACAAGUUUCUGAUUCUCCUACGUGCAUCAACCAGGCGUCUCUGCAACCCAGCCGUACACCUGGGCGGUGUGUAUCUCCCAGAGCAGCACAACGCAUUGAAGGCCAGACCCCAAACGUGUCCCUCACUUUCCCUGGUCCUCGCGGUCCGUCUUUCCUCAGAGCGGAGCAGCAGCGGAGCUUCGUCCUGUCAGCCCAUCUGUGAGCGUCGCGUCGGCCAACUGCCUUUGGCAAGCGGUACAUCAUCUCCCUUCGAUUCCAACAGUGUGGGCGUAUCGUCUGUCCGCUUCUUGAAGGAUAGCCCCCCCCCCCUUACUAAGGGAGGGUUUCGGUGGAACGGCUUUUUGUUUUUUAGUUUUUUGAGAGAAACCAUGCUUUCUGUCCUUAGUUUUUGAUCAACUAAUCAACCAGCCAUGAUUCACAACUGUGCACACACUAGUCCCACCUAAUCAACCGCUAUAAUCGACACUUGCCUCCCGUCACACUUGGUGAGAGCGCUUUAUCUCAGCCAAGCCUAACCAGCCUCGCCCUACAAGAUUAUGAGUUAUGACAACUCAAGCUCCGCCCCCGGCAGUGACCCUAGGGGUCGAGCGGGAAGCACCAACGAAGAAGACGAGGCGACGGGGGGAAGCUCCCCCGGGAACAACAGCCGCGGCAGCCGGUCGGGCACGUCGGACUCCACCAACCGGGAGCGGGGGUCGUCCCCGGCCGGAUCCGGCUCCGGCGGCUCCUCCGGCGGGGACCGGAGGGGCCCGACCUCGGACGACGGCGACGCCCUGUCCAGUGGGAACGACUCCGGGGGGAGGGAGGGCGGGUCCCGGGGGCGCCAGUCCCGGAGCUCCCACUGCUCGUCGAGCCAGAAGGACUCGGGCAUGAUGCUGGAGAACACCGAGAGCAACAAGAGCUCCAACUCCCAGUCGCAGAGUCCCUCUCCGCCCAGCAGCUCCCUGGCCUACAGCCUCCUGUCGGCCGGCUCCGAGCAGGACCCCCCCUCCACCUCUGGCUGCAGCAGCACCGAGCAGCACCGGACGGCCCGCGUCCAGACCCAGAAGGAGAUGCUGAAGGCCCUCAAGGAGCUGAAGAUCCGCUUGCCGGCAGAGCGCCGGGGAAAGUGUCGCUCCACGACUUUGGACGCCCUCAAGUACGCCCUGAACUGCGUGAAGCAGGUGCGGGCCAACCAGGAGUACUACCACCAGUGGAGCGUGGAGGAGUGCCACGGGUGUAGCCUGGACCUGUCGGCGUACACCACCGAAGAGCUGGACAACAUCACCUCCGAGUACACCCUGAAAAACACGGACACCUUCUCCAUGGCUGUGUCCUUCCUGACGGGCCAGGUGGUCUACGUCUCCCCCCAGGGCUCUGCCCUGCUCCGCUGCAAGCCUGAGAGGCUCCAGGGGGCCGUCUUCUCGGAGCUGCUGGCCCCCCAGGACGUGAGCACCUUCUACAGCGGCACGGCGCCCUGCCGGCUGCCCCCGUGGGCCAGUUAUGUGGGCUUCGGCUCCCCGCCGACCGACUGCACCCAGGAGAAGUCCAUGUUCUGCCGGAUCAGCGCCGACCGGGCUCAGGGGGGCGAGAUGAAGUACCACCCCUUCCGCGUGACCCCGUAUCAGCUGACCCUGAGGGACGUGGACGCGUCCGACCCGCAGCCCUGCUGCCUCCUGAUCGUCGAGCGCGUCCACUCUGGGUACGAGGCGCCCAGGAUACCCGCCGACAAGAGGAUCUUCACCACCAGCCACACCCCCAGCUGCCUCUUCCAGGAAGUGGACGAACGGGCCGUGCCGCUGCUGGGCCACCUGCCCCAAGACCUGGUGGGGACGCCCGUGCUCCUCUACCUCCACCCAGAGGACCGGCCUGUCAUGGUGGCCAUCCACAAGAAGAUCCUCCAGUUAGCGGGCCACCCCUUCGACAGCUCCCCCCUUCGGAUGUGCGCCCGCAGUGGGGAGUACGUGACCAUCGACACCAGCUGGUCCUCCUUCGUCAACCCCUGGAGCAGGAAGGUGGCCUUCAUCGUGGGCCGCCACAAGGUGCGAGCCAGCCCGCUCAACGAGGACGUGUUCACCCCGGCGCUCGGCUGCGAGGUCCGGCCCGUGACCCCGGAGGUCGUCCGGCUGAGCGAGCAGAUCCACCGACUCCUGGUGCAGCCGGUCCACGGCACUGGGUCUCAGGGCUACGGCAGCCUGGGCUCCAACGGCUCCCGGUCCCACGAGCAGCAGAACCUCAGCGCCGCCUCCUCCGCGUCCGACGGCCGGUCCACCAACGCCAUGGAGGCAAUGGAGGCCACAGUGGUCGCCCUGCACAAGCCGACGACGUUCCAGCAGAUGUGCAAGGACGUUCAUACGGUCAAGACCAGCGGGCAGCAGGUGUUCAUUGACUCCCGCAACAGGGCCCCGGCACGGCGCCACGCCGCCCCGCACGCUACGGGUGGGCCCGACCCCGUCGUCUGUCUGACCGUGGAGGGAGCGACCCCGACCAGAACCAUGGUGGUCGACGCCCAGCCGGCGGACGCCAAGGAGCCCCCCAGUGCCUACAGCUACCAACAGAUCAACUGCCUGGACAGCAUCAUACGAUACCUGGACGGAUUUAACGUUCCCAACACGGUCAAGCGGAAGCUGGGCUCCUCCUCCGGCACUUCCACAUCUGACGACGACAAACAGCCGCGGGAAACCUCCGGCAGUGCCAAAGGUUGUCCGGCCACGUCAGUCACCCUGGUGGGGGAGUCGUCCCCCCUGCCCCCCCUGGCUUUGCCCGGCCACAAGGCGGAGAGUGUAGCCUCGGUCACGUCGCAGUGCAGCUUCAGCAGCACCAUCGUUCACGUGGGAGACAAGAAGCCCCCUGAGUCAGACAUUGUCAUGGAAGAGGCCCCUCCCACGCCUGCCACUCCCAGUACCAUCAAGUCCCCUCCCGCCGGCAUCGCCCCGCCUCCUCCCCCACCCAAAGUGGGCUCCCCGCCCUGCCGCAGAGGAGGCAGUCUGACCAGAGCUCCGGGCCUGACCAAGGAAGUGCUGUCCGCUCACACGCAGCAGGAGGAACAGGCGUUCCUGUGUCGCUUCAGCGAUCUGAGCCAGCUGAGGGUGUUCGACCCGGCCUCGGCGCUCCGCAGCCCCCUCCCCGCCAACAGCCCCCUCCCUAGAGGGGCGCGUUGUUCUCGUGACUACCCAGCGGCUGGGGGCAGCAGUAGUCGUCGUCGUGGCCGCGGCGCCAAGCGGCUGAAACAGCAGGAGUCGGGCCAGAGGGGUCCCAUGGCGAUGGGCUUCGCCGGGCCGCUCGGUGGCCCUGACGUCAGCCCCAUGAACUCUGCCCCCACCUCCACCUACCCCCUCCCCAUGAUGUCCCUCGGGCCCCCCACCACCUCCUCCUCCUGGCCUCCCUCUGUGGGCUCCCAGGCCAGCCUGCCCUCCGUGCCCUACGCCCCCGGGGUGCUGCCCCUCUACCACCUCUACCCUCCCAUCCCCCAGGCCUUGGGAGUCCCCCCCCUCCAGAAUCACAUGGUUCCUCCCAUGAUGACCCUGCUGCUGCCCAACUACAUGUUCCCCCAGAUGGGCCCAGUGUUGGGGUCCCCCAUGCCCCAGCCGGGAGUCCCGUUACUGAACCCGGGCCCGCAGCCCUUCUUCAACCCCACCGUUGGGUUCCCCUUCCCCGCAGCCAACGCCGGGCCGUGCCCUAUGCCGGCCAUGCCCUCGCUGCCCUCGGCCACGCAGGCGCCUGCCCCGCGCCCCGGUUCCCGCUCCAGCACGCCCCAGUCGUGUAGUCCGGUGCCGGCGGACGGCGCUGAGUCGCCCCUCUUCCAGUCCCGCUGCUCCUCGCCCCUGAACCUGCUGCAGCUGGUGGAGGAGUCGCCCGGCGGCCGGCUGGAGGUCGCCACGGCGCUGGCCGCUCAACAGGCCACGCCCCCGGCACAGGGGCCUCAUGGGAGAUCGGUGGACAACUCCAAGGAGACGGAGAACGCCAACAAUUCCAACCAGGACGCCGAGUCCACAUCCAGCGACUUACUGGACCUGCUCAUGCAGGAGGACUCCCGGUCAGGCACCGGCUCUGCCGCCUCCGGCUCCGGGUCGUCGGGUUCCGGUUCUGGGUUGUCUGGCUCGGGAUCCAAUGGCUGCAGUUCGUCAGGCAGUGGGACUAGCCGCAGCCAGAGCAGCAACACCAGCAAGUACUUCGGCAGCGUCGAUUCGUCCGAGAACGACCGCUCCCGCCAGCAGCCAGCAGGGGGCGGCGAGGAGCAGUUCAUCAAGUGCGUCCUCCAGGACCCCAUCUGGCUCCUCAUGGCCAACACGGACGACAAGGUGAUGAUGACCUACCAGCUGCCCGGCAAGGACCUCGAGGCGGUGCUCAGGGACGACCGGGAGGCCCUGAGGGCCAUGCAGAAACACCAGCCGCGCUUCACCGAGGACCAGAAGAGGGAGCUGAGCCAGGUCCAUCCCUGGAUACGCACCGGCCGUUUGCCCAGAGCCAUCAACGUCUCGGCAUGUACGGGCUGCAAGUCUCCGCCCCCCGUCGCCCCGUUUGAUUUAGAGAUCCACGAGAUGGAGCUGUGCAGUGUGCUGGACACCUUGAAGGAGAAGGCCGCCUCACCUGAGACCUCCAUGGAGCAGGGAGGAGAGGCUCUGCGAGAGGAGGAGCUGGCCAAAACACAGGGCAACGACCAGGAAAUGACAACAGAGGAGCAGGAAGUGACCUCGCCAAAGGAGAGUGGGAAAGUGAGGGCCGCCGACACCGAAAUGACCCACUGAAGGACUGCGACAGAUCAAGAACACUAAGACAUUGUGGCUUUUUCUUCCACCUGACAGACAGCUAAAAAAUACACAGGAUGCGCUGUUGUCAGAUUAGCUGGGACGCCUGCUGUGUCGGCCAUCCCAAUUGGCUGGCGGUCAGGUCCCUCAGGACAAAAGGUCCGUCCUGAUUGGCUGGUGGUCAGGUCCCUCAGGACUCCAGGGCCAAUCCAGUCACUUGUAUUCCAUCACUGUUGUGACAUGGGUGGUUGCCAUGGUAGGAAAGCCUUGACAGGAAGCCAUGGAAAGAGACAUCUAUCGGUUUGAACGACCGUGGCAUUGAUGCAUUGAACGCCCCUCAGCGUAUCUUUUCUGUUUAUGUGUGUGUGGAGGCUCUGUGGCACAAUGGAUAAUGUGUUGGACUUCUAGAGAGGAUUUGUGAAGGUCUUCAAAGGUUGUGGGUUUGAGUCCCGUCAAAGUCUCCUGUUUGUGUAUUUAUUACAAAAAUGUAUUUAACGAGGAACACUACAAUUGAAGAUGGAGUGAUGUAGAGAUUCUUGUGAAUGUUUUACAAAAUGGCCACUUUAUUUAGGACAGGUGCGCUGCACCAAGUCUGCCUCCAUUUUGGGUCGGGAUGGUUUCUACUGGGGUUGUUGUACAUUGUUUGUUUUUGUUUUUUCACUUCAAAUGAAUACUUGUAAAAAGAGUCAAUCAUUAAGACCAAAUUUCCACAAACAGGUUUGCUUUAUUUUGUAAGCAGUAUGUAUAUUAUUAUACUUGGUCACUGUCAGUUCUGUCUGAAAUAAAAUGCAGUUGUCUGUGUUUGUGAUGCAAAGUUUGAUCAAGAACAAACAUGGAAAUCAAAGCACUUCGGAGGGGGUGCACAUGGGUGUUUCUGUGGUAACACAAUCUAAUGCACUGUCUCUCUGGAGUGACAGUUGAACUUCUCCAGUUUAUUAGUGACAGUUGAACUACUCUGACAGUUAGGUGUCAAUCACCAGGGGCAUUCGUGGGCACCGUUCCUGAUUGGAGAGAAACUGUGAAACUUUGCUGCAUAUGGGUUUUUUUUGCCUCUGAAAACAGGGUCCAGGGUACAAAAAAAAAAUACUUCCAGCUUCCAUAGCAACAAAGAUAAUUUUGAUUGAGGCGUCCACGCCAAGGUCCAGAGGGAUGAUACAUUCUGAUGGCAUUGCUCCGACAGGUCGAUAGGAGUUUGGACAACGUUUGAGACGCCACUUAAGAACAUUACAUGUUUAGAGUCUCUGUCCGCCUGCCUCUCUUUCUCUUUCUUCUGUAAGGCACUACCUGUGAUGUGAUGUUGAUAUUCAUUGCGUCAGUGGUAUAUAACGAUUUCCUAAUUAUUUUUGUGAAUUUGUAUAAAAAGGUGAAUAAACAUGAAAUGAAAUGA
This is a messenger RNA of Esox lucius (northern pike), 6351 nucleotides long. RefSeq names its product period circadian clock 1b (gene per1b). Gene Ontology annotation, cellular component: cytoplasm; nucleus. Gene Ontology annotation, biological process: entrainment of circadian clock by photoperiod; negative regulation of transcription by RNA polymerase II; circadian regulation of gene expression. The record is from RefSeq and is a predicted model, not a curated record. Lineage: Eukaryota; Metazoa; Chordata; Actinopteri; Esociformes; Esocidae. Gene Ontology annotation, molecular function: transcription cis-regulatory region binding; transcription corepressor binding. The coding region runs from base 774 to 4964 and encodes 1396 amino acids. The transcript is spliced from 12 exons.